Messenger RNA from Aspergillus nomiae NRRL 13137, 1554 nucleotides. Its product is annotated as translocon subunit SEC61. The transcript has 5 exons. Lineage: Eukaryota; Fungi; Ascomycota; Eurotiomycetes; Eurotiales; Aspergillaceae. The annotation marks the transcript as partial. Gene Ontology annotation, molecular function: signal sequence receptor activity; transmembrane protein transporter activity; ribosome binding. Gene Ontology annotation, cellular component: Sec61 translocon complex; membrane. The record is from RefSeq and is a predicted model, not a curated record. Gene Ontology annotation, biological process: post-translational protein targeting to membrane, translocation; SRP-dependent cotranslational protein targeting to membrane, translocation.
CUUCUUCUUUUUAUCCUUGUAUUUCCCUUCCGCUCUUUUAGCUGGCUCUUCCACCAGCUUCAUUUUCUUUUCUCUUCCCCCCUACUUGAUCAAGUAUCUGGAAGCUGGAAAGUCACAAUGAGCGGACUUCGCUUCCUUGAUCUAAUUAAACCCUUUACGCCCCUCCUCCCGGAGGUGGCAGCUCCGGAGACCAAGGUGCCCUUCAACCAGAAGUUGAUGUGGACUGGGUUGACACUCCUGAUCUUCUUGGUCAUGAGUCAGAUGCCUCUCUAUGGUAUCGUCUCCUCUGACACUUCCGAUCCCCUGUACUGGCUGCGUAUGAUGUUGGCCAGUAACCGUGGUACUCUGAUGGAAUUGGGUAUCACCCCUAUCAUCUCCUCCGGCAUGGUUUUCCAGCUCCUCGCUGGUACCCACCUCAUCGAUGUCAACCUUGACCUCAAGACCGACCGUGAACUGUACCAGACCGCUCAGAAGCUUUUCGCGAUCAUCCUUUCCUUCGGUCAGGCUUGUGUCUAUGUCUUGACUGGUCUCUAUGGUCAGCCAAGCGACCUUGGUGCCGGUAUCUGUGUCCUGCUGAUUGUUCAGCUUGUUGUUGCUGGUCUUGUUGUCAUCCUUCUGGAUGAGCUGCUCCAGAAGGGAUACGGUCUUGGAAGCGGUAUCUCUCUGUUCAUUGCCACCAACAUCUGCGAGUCUAUUGUCUGGAAGGCUUUCUCUCCCACUACCAUCAACACUGGCCGUGGUCCCGAGUUCGAGGGUGCUAUCAUCGCUCUGUUCCAUCUUCUGUUGACCUGGUCCGACAAGCAGCGUGCUUUGCGUGAGGCUUUCUAUCGCCAGAACCUCCCUAACGUCAUGAACCUGCUGGCUACUCUCCUUGUUUUCGCCGCUGUCAUCUACCUCCAGGGUUUCCGUGUGGAGAUCCCCGUCAAGUCCUCUCGCCAGCGUGGAAUGCGUGGAUCUUACCCCGUUCGUCUCUUCUACACCUCUAACAUGCCUAUUAUGCUUCAGUCCGCUCUGUGCUCCAACAUCUUCCUCAUCAGCCAGAUGCUGUACUCGCGCUUCUCGGACAACCUCCUUGUCAAGCUUCUCGGAGUCUGGGAGCCUCGUGAGGGAUCCGCCCAGCUUUACGCUUCCUCCGGAAUCGCUUACUACAUGUCUCCUCCCCUCAACUUCAAGGAGGCUCUUCUCGACCCUAUCCACACCGCUGUUUACAUUACCUUUAUGCUGGUUGCUUGCGCUCUCUUCUCCAAGACCUGGAUUGAAGUCUCUGGCUCCGCCCCUCGUGACGUUGCCAAGCAGCUCAAGGACCAGGGUCUUGUCAUGGCCGGCCACCGUGAGCAGAGCAUGUACAAGGAGCUUAAGAGGGUUAUCCCUACUGCUGCUGCCUUCGGUGGUGCUUGCAUUGGUGCUCUUUCCGUUGCCUCCGACCUCCUUGGCGCUCUUGGCAGCGGUACUGGUAUCCUUCUUGCCGUGACCAUCAUUUACGGAUACUUUGAAAUCGCCGCUCGUGAAGGCGAUAUUGGUUCAGGCCUCAAGGGCCUUGUUCCUGGUAACUAA